CUGUGUUAAAUUUAAAGAAAGAUUUUAUUUAUUUUUCUAUCAUACAUAUAAAUAGAAAUAUUAUCUUUAUAUAGAAAAUUAUGGUUAUCAUACGUAUAAAUUAUACAAAGAUUUAAAACGUGAUGAUAUAUAUCUUGUUGGCAUACGUUUACGAGAUAUAUCGAUUUGGCAAUUAAAAAAUCGACAACGACAAACAAAAUCAACUUAUAUUUGGGAUCAAAUUGAACGAAUAGCUUAUGAUAAAAAAUCAUUUUCUAUUAUACUUAAACGUCAAAUAAAUGAAGAAAAAAUUAAAUAUUUAACUAAUAAUAGUAAAAAAGGAAAAUAUUUAUUUAAUUUAUGCUAUGAUACAUAUACGUAUACAAAAUCACUUCUUCUUCGUCAUAAUAGUCGAUAUAGCUUAUUAAAUGAACCGAUUGGUGAAAUUGACUUUGUUCGUAAUGGUUCUGAUGCCGAAAGUGUUGAUCAGAAUCCUGAUCAUAGUCGAUCACAAUCACAUGAAAAUUUAAGUACAUUAGGAAAAAAUACAACAAUUAAUUCACCUUCAAUUAUUGUCUAUGAAGUUGAUUUAUAUAAAGAUAGUAAUAAUAGUUUUGGCAUGUCGCUUAUGGGUGAUUUAGCAUCUGGAAUUUUUAUUAAAUCAAUUCAACCAAUUGAUGGAAGUGCAGCACGAUCAGGAAAAAUUCAAACAGGUGAUCGACUUUUAUCAUACAAUGGAAAAAAUGUUAAUAGUAUGACUGUACAAGAAGUAGCUGAGGCUCUUAGUCUAUCACCAAAUCCUUGUCGAUUAAAAUUAUCAAGACAUCAAAUUCCAACAAUAAAUCGACGAGAUUAUUUACAACGACCAAUGAGUGUUGAUGCUGAUUCUUUUUUGCAACAACAAAAACAUAAUAAACAUCUAUCAAAUACUUUACCAACAACAUCGUCACAUGAGAAUUUUUCAAAUUUUUUAUCAUCAAAACGUGGUCUAUCGAAUGAAAGUAUUCUUACACAAGCAUCCGAUCUUUCAACUACACAUGAUAUAAAAAGUGCUGUAUUUCCUGUAACUAUUGAUAAAUCGGGUCAUAAUAGUCUUGGUUUUCUUGUUGUUGGUGGUCUUGAUUCAGAAAUUGAAGAUCAUGGAAUUUAUGUUAAGAGUAUAACACCGGGUGGUGCUGCUUCGAAAUCAAAAUUAUUAAUAGAAGGUGAUAAAAUUCUUGAAGUAAAUGGUGCUUCAUUAGCACGUGUAACACAUGCUGAAGCUGUGGAAUUAUUUCGUCGAGCAACAGGACCUAAAUGUCAUUUACUUGUUCAACGUCUUAUUUUUCCACAUAAUUUACGUUUAUCAUCAACAAAUAAAAUGUAUCCAUUUGCUCGUUCAGAGAAUACAUUUGAAGUUUAUCUAAAUCGUGGUCCUACUGGUUUAGGUCUUAGUUUAUCAGGUGGAGUAGCUGAAAAUAGACCUGUUGAAAUUAUUGAUAUUUAUCCAAAUCAACCAGCUGCUUUAUCAGGUCAAUUAAAUAUUGGUGAUAUUGUUUUAUCAAUUAAUGAUGUUACUAUGCAUAAUCGAAAUGUUCGAGAUAUACCACCGAUAAUUGCUGAAUCACCAGAUAAUGUUAAACUUGUUGUUUGUCGACCCGAUCGUCAAGAAUAUCAAGCUUAUAUGGAUCAUCAAAUGAAUAGUCUUAAUCAGUCAGGUCGACAAACUAUACCUGGAUCAAUGAAUAAUGAACAAACUCGACUUCCAAAUGAACCACUUCGUGAUUUACCACCAAAAUCACCUGGUAGUAGACGUGUUAUGCCAAAAGUGCCAACAAAAAUUAAACGCGGUGAGGUGUUUGCCGUGAUAAUGAACAAAGAAAAAGAUAGUGGUUUUGGUUUUACAUUAUCAGCAGGCUCGACAUCGAUUGGAUAUCCACAUAUUCGAUCGGUAUUACGUGAACCUGCUCUAUCAGCUGGAUUAAAACAUUGGGAUCGUAUUUUAGCAAUAAAUGAUUCAGAUUGUCAAACAAUAACACAUCGUGAUCUUGUUGCACAUCUUCGUUAUGCACCAACAGGUCCUGUACAUUUUAUUAUUUAUCGACCACGUAUUGAUGAAAUUGUACAUGCAAAAGAAAAAAGUCGACAAUUACAAAAUACAUCAUAUACAUCAAUAAGCGUUGGCGAUCAAUCUGUAACAAGUAUUUCAGCUCCACCAUCACCUGUCAUGCCUAUUAAAUCUAAUAAAUCUGAAUUGUUUAAUCAACCAGUGCAAUAUGAAAAAAUAGAAAUAUCAUUGCCAAAAGCUUCUCAAGGAACAUAUGGUAUUGGACUUAGUCAAAUCGAUCCUGAACAACUAUUUGGUGGUAUAUUUAUAUGUGCUCUUCAACCAAAUGGAAUUGCUGCAAAAGAUGGACGUUUACAAAUUGAUGAUCAAUUAUUAUAUAUUAAUGAGCGUAAUAUUAAUCAAAUGACUUAUCGUGAAGUUGUCGAAACAUUAAAAGCAACGACAAAGAAAGGUGUUAAUUUGAUAAUUGCUAGACCAAUAGUAGAUUCUUCGACAUCGAAUAAAGCAAAUAUCAUUUCAAACAAAGAAAUUUCAAUGAUACAUUAUGAAACCUCAAUACCUGCAGCAACAUCAUCAGCUAUUGCUUCAUCAGUUAUUGAAAAAUUAAUACCACGUGAAAAACCAAAAUUACUUCCUUUAACAAAUACUGAAAAACCACAAGCACCAGCUGCUACUACUACUACUUUUGCACCUGAUUCUAUUGACAUAUCAACAUCAUCAUCAUCUACAACGGGAGCUGUUGUAGCUUCUGUUGAUGCACCAUCAUCUUUACCACCAAAUUCUGCAUUACAAGCUCUUAUUGGUAAAAAAGUUCAACCAUUACCAUCAACUAAUUUCGAAACAAUAGCAGAUGAAAAUCAAUUAACUAACGAUAAGAAAAAAGAUUCUCCAGUUUCAUAUACAGAUAUUGAUGAAGAUACAAGUGAUAUAACAACACCAUUAAUGAGUCCUCAAUCACCUGUAGCACCGUUACCAACAGUUCUUGAAUUAAAACUACCACCAACAAAUUCAAAAUCAUUAUCAACAUCUCAAUCAAAUGAAAUUGCUAAACGAAAACAAUAUUAUCAACAAGCUGCAUCAAAUGAAACAUUAAUACUUAAUGCUGGUGUUGCUGAAAAAAUUGAAGAUUUAACUAUGCAAUUAAUUGAUAAAAUUAGUACACCAGCUAUAACAAUGGAUACAACAACACUAAUGGAUGAAUAUCGUGAAAUUGACAUGAAAAUUGAUGCGGAUGAAUAUUUAGAAGAAUUUCGAGCAUUAAAAACUAUUAAUGAACAUGAACCAAUUGAAUUAACUUCUAUACCAAUGCAACCUGAAAAUAAAACAUUAAAUCGUUUUCAAAAUAUAGUUCCAUAUGAUUUUAAUCGUAUUAUACUUUCAACAAAACCAGAUUAUAUUAAUGCAAGUCAUAUAGCAAUACCAUUUGGAGAUAAAUCAAUGAAAUAUAUUAUUUCCCCACCACCAGUACCUGAUAGUAUCAAUGAUUUUUGGCAAAUGAUUGUCGAACAACGUGUUAAAUCUAUCAUUGGAAUAUUUAAUGAACAAGAUUUAAAAAAAAUGAAAUGUCCUGCUUAUUGGCCAACAACUAUGAAAGCAACAAUGACACUUUCACCAUUUUUAUCUUUAACACUAAUCAAACAUCGUCAAUUCAAUGGCGGUAUUGAUAUAAAAGAAUUUCGUAUUCGUACUAAUGAACAAUCACAUGAGAAACAUGAACAUUCAGUUAUAUUUUUAACAUAUACGAAAUGGCCUAUGGAUGAUAAUAUUCCACAUGAUACACAAUCAUUUCUUAGUCUUAUACAUUUAGCACAUUCAUAUCAAACAAGUGAUACACCAUUAUUGAUUCAUUGUAAUACAGGCGUUGGACGAACAGGAUGUACAUUAUUAAUAAGUUUACUUUUAAUUAGAAUAAUACGUGGAAUAACAGUAGAUAUUUAUCCAAUGGCUAAAGAAUGUCGACGUCAACGUUGUGGUCUUAUUCAAACUGAACAACAAUAUCGAUUUAUUUAUGACUGUGCACGUGAUGCACUUAAUAUGGCUAUCGAACAUUCAAUCAUGCAAAGUGCACAAUAA
Molecule: messenger RNA, 4099 nt
Organism: Rotaria sordida
Lineage: Eukaryota; Metazoa; Rotifera; Eurotatoria; Philodinida; Philodinidae
Source: the annotation of a GenBank genome assembly